Messenger RNA from Adineta ricciae, 477 nucleotides. Lineage: Eukaryota; Metazoa; Rotifera; Eurotatoria; Adinetida; Adinetidae. The record is from the annotation of a GenBank genome assembly.
AUGCAAACCGUUGUUGUGUUUUUACUAACGAUUUUGGCUGCAGUGGUCCUUUCGGCACCAUCACCAAAAAAUCAACAAACACCACCAGCCGACGGACGAACCCCACCAGCUGACGGACGAACACCGCCAGCCAACGGUCAAACCCCACCAGCUGACGGACGAACACCGCCAGCCGACGGACGCACCCCACCACCCAACGGUCAAACACCGCCAGCCGACGGACGCACCCCACCAGCCAACGGUCAAACCCCACCAGCUGACGGACGAACACCGCCAGCUAACGGUCAAACCCCACCAGCUGAUGGACGAACCCCACCAGCUGACGGACGAACACCGCCAGCUAACGGUCAAACCCCACCAGCUGACGGACGAACCCCACCAGCCAACGGUCAAACAUCACCGCCACGAACGAAUCAAGUUGGCCAAGGAUCCGGACCUGGCGCUAAUCGUCUCAAGCGAUCCUUCUUCUGGAACUGA